Molecule: messenger RNA, 1705 nt
Organism: Cutaneotrichosporon oleaginosum
Lineage: Eukaryota; Fungi; Basidiomycota; Tremellomycetes; Trichosporonales; Trichosporonaceae
Source: RefSeq, a predicted model, not a curated record
CAGUGCCCGACGCCCCUCGGCCCCCUGAUCCCCUGACAUGCCUCCUGCGGUCAUGAACAAAAUUCGAAAAUACCUCGGCCGCGCUCAUCAUCCAUUCCAGUCCGCUUGCUCUUCGCCAGUCCCGCCUCGCUCUCCCUCGCGCUCGCUCAGCAGCUAAAGACUCGAGAAAUUCUCUUCAUCCUCUCCUCCCUCAGCUCACUGACAACUGUAUCAACCUCACAGAGAAAAAAUAACAAACACGGCUCUUGACGAGCAGCCACUUCCAUCUGCCACCACCUGCCACACCAUGCUCGCCACCCUCCCCCGCGCCGCGCCCCGCGCAGCCCGCCGCCUCACUACCUCCCACGCCCUCCGCUCCCCCCUCGCCCCGACAUACAACCACUCGGUCCGCCCCGCCCUCGCACCCCCCUACAACCACCCCCUGGCCCACGUCCCCGAAUCCGACCGCCUCAAGGCCCCCUACGCCUUCUCGCUCCUCAAGGAGCACAUCUCCGAGCCCAUCGGCCCCACCCCCACCGAGUGGGUCUCGGGUCUGCUCGAGACCAAGGCUGGGCGCGAGUGGGUCGAAGCCGCGUGGGACGCUGCGCUCAAGGACCUCGCUGAGCAGCCGGCUCCCACCCAAGUCUCGUUCCAGCACCUUGGCGAGCACCUUGCCGAGAGCGUCAACGCCAAGGCGCUGCAGCGCAGCGGUUCGCUCGUUAUCCGCGAUGUGCUGCGCGACCCCGUCGCCGAAGCGUGGGCGAGCGAGCUGACCGAGGUGCUCGUGGCCCGCUCCCACUCGCCGACAUACUACACGGACGCGCAGAUUGCUGCGCGCGCCGACCCCUCGGUCCUCAGCGCGACCGGCCAGGCGCUCAAGGCCUUUGUCCCCACCUCGUCUCCCGAAAGCGCAUUUGUGCGUAUCGACGCCGCGGCCGUCGCCCCGGCGCCGCCCACCUGGCUCGGGACGGAGCUGUGGGGCGUCGACGACACCGCCUCCCCCGCUACACCAGUGCACGCGCACCUCGCGCUUGCGCGCACCGAGAUCAAGGUGCCGACGUCGGCAUCGGCAGCGACAUACGCUCUCCUCCGCCCGUUCUUCGCGCCCAAGAAGAGCCGCAUCUCAUUCUACACGCCGACGGGAUACACCGAGGCCGCGAACUGGGCGCUGCGCGGCGGCAAGCCCGAGCUCGACGCCGAGCUCGUGCACGUGCGUCCCGCGACCGUCUCCCUCGCCCCAGGCGACGUCCUCGUCACCCACGCCGGACUGCGCCUGCAGGCCGCCGACGCCGCAGGCCUCCUCCUCCCCGUCCACCCGUUGCCCGCGACCGAGGGCAACCGGGCGUACGUCGCGCUCCAGCGCGCGAGCUUCGAAGCCGGCUUGCCCCCACCCCACGUCCCGGCGGACGGCACGCCCAUCGCCCUCGAAGAGGGCGGCGACGUCACCAUGAUCGAGUCGUGGGGCGGCCGCCGCGCCCUCGGCUACGGCUUCUAAACGGCUUCCACCUGAGCCCAGCCGAGCCGAGCCCAAGCCCAAGCCCUCCAUCUGCUUGUGCAUAUCCGCCAUUCAUCUGGCCACAGAGCAUAGCUCCGACCGCCUCGCCGGCGCCGCCGCGGUCUGUCCGCAGGCCGGGCAGCCGUGCUAGAGGCUGCGCGCCGUCAUCGGCGGCCUUGCAGCGUAUAACUUGUACAACUGUAGCGUGUUAAUGAAAUUGUGUACGAGCGG